AUGGAUAAAGACACUACACUUCGGUCUCCGAAUGGACAAAUGUACCGCAAUCAAGAUGCCGUGGAUUAUUCAACGGACGUCGAAGCUACAAAGGAAGAAUCUAAUCACUUUAUUCUUAGCUCAGUUAACUUUAAGAAGAUGCGUUUGAAGAACCCAAAGUCUUUUUCACUCACUCAGUGUAGUCUUGAAGUCGACUUUGGAUUGUUUGUGGGUCAAGCUAGCGUCCGUGAUCCAACAGUCACAUAUUUUGAUCACUUUGUGCGAACAGCCGCUUUCGCACCUCUUGGACUUGUUAAUCUGAUGAAUGACGAGGAACCCAAACUUUAUAAAUGCUCCAUGCUCAAUCUUAAAUCACUGAAAUGUAAUCUUUCUCUUAUCGACACGUAG
Messenger RNA from Psilocybe cubensis, 387 nucleotides. RefSeq lists its product as uncharacterized. Bases 1 to 387 code for a protein of 128 amino acids. The record is from RefSeq and is a predicted model, not a curated record. NCBI's taxonomy places the organism in Eukaryota, Fungi, Basidiomycota, Agaricomycetes, Agaricales, Agrocybaceae. The transcript is spliced from 2 exons.